Protopolystoma xenopodis is the source of this 1119-nucleotide messenger RNA. NCBI's taxonomy places the organism in Eukaryota, Metazoa, Platyhelminthes, Monogenea, Polystomatidea, Polystomatidae. The record is from the annotation of a GenBank genome assembly.
AUGAUUUAUCCACAUCGUGAUCCCAAGCGACCAACAUCUACUUUUUCUGGACGUGAUCGAGAUCGUGAAAAAGACCGUGAUAGGGAGCGCCCUGCAUCUCAGCGUUUUAAUUUUCCAUCGCAUUCUCUACAUCAGCAAUCUCAGCACCAUUACUCUCAUCAACAUCAACCACCGCAGCAACCUCUAAUUCAAUCUCAUCUUCCUCCAAGCGCCCCUAUCUCUCCGGCUCCUCAUCGCACCAUCUAUUCUAGCCCUCUUCCUCCGACCACCUCUACUCAAUCAUUUCCUCUUCAUUCUUCCAAUCAGCUCCAACAGCAUUCUCCCUUUUCUCAUUCUCCACAUCAACCUCAAUCUGCAAUUCCAUCACUUGGAUCUGGUGUUACUCACACUCGUCAAGCUCAAUCAACUCCUUCAUCUUUGUCUCCUGCCCUUUCUUCGAUUUCUCAUCUAGCACAAUCGAUUUCCAAGCAUCCGGACUCUAUUGUUGGUGACGAAGCCUCUUCGGCUGUCUCAGCAGCAGCCGCCACUGAGGCAUUGCUUCUCUCAGCAUUGGCCGCUGUUUCUGGCGACCCAAAUGGAAUGGCUGCAAUGCUGUCAGCCACUCUACGACGUCAGAGCUCGCCAGCCAACCAGACAUCUAAUUCUGGUCCAUCUAUACCAGCGGUGCAGACACCACCGAUACCAAUAGCUGCUCCUCUUAAAUGUCUUUUUGUCUAUUUCGCGACGCUUUUUUUGGUUUUCCCUCGAGCACCCUAUGCCUUUAUUUCGGACUUUCCUUUCUUUUUUGGACAACUAGCCUCUGGAUCUGCUACCUCCGCUGGUUUCUCAAUUCCCUCUUCCCCUGGCACAUCUCGCUCAGGGUCAGGAUGCACCAGCUUCUCUAGCACAUCUGGCCUCUCAUCCUCUACUGCCUCUUCUACUCCAACGUUGCUAUCCUCAGAUCCUUUUUUGGAAGCUGUGCUUUCGGCCGCCUCAGCUUCUGGUUUUAAUGAACCGAAUGAUGAGAUUUCCGCUUUUCAUUUACAGCAACAGCAACAAAUAGUUGAAGUUGCAAGGACUUUCCUCCUUUCGGGUAAUUGCUUCUUAUUUCUAUAUCCUCUAUCUUUUAUACAUUUGUGA